AUGGCAAAGAUGGGUGAAGGCGAGGUUUUGAAGACAAACACUGAGGAAGGAGAUAACGUGGUAGUGGUGAUGCAGAGUAAAGAAGAAGGCCAUCCUUAUGCUUUUCAUGUUUCUGGACCUCGUAAUGUCCCUUCUCCAAAUUGGAAGGACUUUUUCAGUUCCAGCUGGAAAGACGGUAAUUAUAAGAGGUCAGUGAUUGCCUGCUUCAUUCAAGCUGUAUACUUGCUUGAAAUUGACAGACAAGAAAAUAGAACGGCAGAGAAUGCUCUAGCGCCAAAAUGGUGGACACCUUUUAAGUACAAGUUAGUGGAAACUCUAAUAGAUGAAAGAGACGGAUCGAUAUAUGGUGGAGUGCUCGAAUGGGAUCGCUCUGCUGCAAUGGCUGAUUAUCUACUAAUGAAACCUGCUGGUGCUCCAAGAGCUGUUUUAGCACUUAGAGGAACUCUCUUGAAAAGUUCUACACUUCGGCGCGAUAUAGAGGAUGAUCUUAGGUUCUUGGCUUGGGAAAGUUUGAAAGGGUCUGUCAGAUUCAGUGGAGCUUUGAAGGCAUUGAAAUCCAUCGUUGAUAAGCAUGGGAGUAACAAUGUGUGUAUUGCUGGUCAUUCCUUAGGGGCUGGAUUUGCGCUUCAAGUUGGAAAAGCAUUAGCUAAAGAUGGAAUAUAUGUGGAAGCACAUCUCUUUAAUCCUCCAUCUGUUUCUCUAGCUCAUAGUUUCAAAACAAUUGGGGAAAAAGCUGGAUUUAUGUGGAGACGAAUGAGAUCAAUGUUCCCUAUGAACGGCGAAAAUCAAGAACAGGUUGACAACGAGGCUACAACAUCCGCAUUGCCUGCAGGAAUGAAACAAUGGGUUCCUCAUCUAUAUGUUAACAACAGCGACUAUAUCUGCUGCUACUACACAGAUCCAGAUGGAGUUGAAGGCAGUCCUGCUGACAAGGAAAAUGCAAGGCCUCAAAGCAAAGCAAAUUUCGGGGCGCAAGCGAAACUGUUUGUGCUGUCAAAGGGGAAGCAGAAGUUCUUAGAGGCACAUGGAUUGGAGCAAUGGUGGUCAGAUGAUUUGGAGCUCCAAAUGGCUCUUCAGAACAGCAAACUUAUAAGUAGGCAGCUGAAAUCCUUAUACAGUCUUCCGGCGCCUACUGCUCCACAGCAAACACAAGGCAAGCUUCAAUCAUGGCAGAGCAGCUAG
Molecule: messenger RNA, 1182 nt
Organism: Oldenlandia corymbosa var. corymbosa
Lineage: Eukaryota; Viridiplantae; Streptophyta; Magnoliopsida; Gentianales; Rubiaceae
Source: the annotation of a GenBank genome assembly